Messenger RNA from Papaver somniferum (opium poppy), 2622 nucleotides. Its product is annotated as F-box protein At5g03970-like. The transcript has 2 exons. The record is from RefSeq and is a predicted model, not a curated record. NCBI's taxonomy places the organism in Eukaryota, Viridiplantae, Streptophyta, Magnoliopsida, Ranunculales, Papaveraceae. The coding region runs from base 583 to 1734 and encodes 383 amino acids.
AAUUCCUACGUUCUUGGAAAAUCCACAAAGAAGGAAUUCAUCACAAAUCUAUUAUCAGUUAAUCAAUCUCGAUUUCAAAUCAUCAACAACUGAUAGUUAAAAAGAAUUUUUGUGUUGGGGGAAAUCUUUCGAUACGAGUUUUCUUUUCGGGAAAAGAAAGACUCCUGCAGGUACGUAUGGAUCUAUUGAUUGAGAGAUGAUUUAAGUUAUGAUUUUGAAGUUAGGGUUUGAAUUUGGCUGUGUGAUCCUGCUGUUUAUUUUGAUUUUUUGAAUUAGAUUGGGAAAAAAGGUGAAAUUUGAGGGUUUGAUAUGGAAUGUUAAUAUUGAACAGAGAUUUUUUGUGUCAGGAGCAGUUGAGAUUAAGUCAGUUUGUGUGAAUAAGUCAACUGAGGAGGUACAAAGAUGUCUUUGUAUGGAGAAUCGUCAUCCAGCAACAAAGUUAUGAAGAAAACCACAUAUUUCACAUAAGAUAUCUGGCUUCAAAUCUUCCCUCAUUUUCCUAUCAAACUCAUUUCUAAGUUCAAAUGUGUCUCCAAGGUAUAGAAUUCGCACCUCUCCGGUCCUAAAUUUCAACUCCUAUGGAUGCUAAUUCACAUAUAUAAACAAAAAGCUUUUAGAAAGUUGUCAAUUGCAUAUCUUGGCGAUUCUCAUUCUCAGUUAAUUUCUAAGUUUUCUUUUGAAUUUGUACCAAAUUCAAACAGUAGCGAAAGUACAUUGUAUCUCUUAGGAUCAAGUAAUGGGUUAAUUCUAUGCUCUAAAAAUACAACUCAUUUUGUUUGUAAUCCACUUACUGAAAAGUGGAUUCAACUUCCUCCUACACCACAUCAAUUUGAUAUAGAAAAACAUGAAACUCUAACUGGUUUCGAAUGCGACUGUUCUGCCUUACCCACAAGAUUCAAGGUUGUGCGUAUAACAUCGUGGCAAGAGGAAGUAAACAAAUUUAACAUUCAAGUAUUUUCUUCUGAUUUGGGUAGAUGGAGUUUCUAUGAGGUUUUCUGCCCUGUUGGUGAGACUUUGACAUUCCCUGUAUAUGGGUCUUUGAGAUUCCCUCCACGUGGCGCCGAUAGGUUACCCACUGAUGCUGUAAUUAUCCAUAGAAAUGUGUUGUACUGGAUGGGCUGGUAUGGUAGAAUUGUAGUGUACAAUCUGGACGAAAUGAAUUGUGAAUUUAGGUUGAUUGAGCUGCCUGACAGGGGAGUUUGUUUCACUCGGUGUCUUGGGGUAUCAAACGGAUCCAUCUUUUAUGCUCGAUUAAAAAGAACUGAAGAGACUUUGUGUGUCUUUGUACUCCAGGAGGGGAACUUCCAUUUGUUGCAUGGCAGUAUUGAUUUACAUGAUCUCUUCGCUGAAAUGAAUACCAAAUUAACUGCAAAUCUCGGUAUUAGAUGGGCUGACCUAAUUAAAGUUUUUGGCUUCAACCCAGUGGACAGUAAUGUUGUUACAAUCGGCUGCAGAAACUAUAUUUGGGCAUACAAUAUUGAAACCAGAAAAUAUGAUGAGCUCUGUCAUCCCUCUUCUCCCGGUAACGAACAUUCAGCUGCUGAUUUUGUCUACUUACCGCUAUUGCUUAAGCCAAUGCCAACCGUACUUCCACCCCGGUCUUGUCUGGCGUUAACAAUGCAUUUCUACAUUGUGAUCUUGAGGAAGAGCUACAUGGCUCAGCCUUCUGGCUUUAUAUAUCCUGGUAUGUAUGUAAAUUGCAUAAGUCCUUUUAUGGACUUAAGCAAGCUCUAAGAACCUGGCAUGCUAAACUGGUUGAUAUCUUUAUCUAAUUUUUGUUGCUUCUAAAGCUAUCUCAUCCUUAUUUGUGCAGAAAGUAGGACCUAGAAUCAUCAUUCUAUUAGUGUAUAUAUGUUAACGAUAUUAUUGUGACACCUCAAAUUCUAUUUACUGGCAUUUCGUCACCACUACUUUGGGAAUUUUUUUCCAGUUAAAUAAAAAUUUGGGUGCGCCCUGUUAUAUUUUCUGAGACUUGAGGUGUCGUGGCCUUUAUUUUUGUCAAACUAAGUACGUACUAUCUUGACUUUCUCACUAAGAUGAACAUGGUUCGGUUCAAACCUUGUGAUGCUAACUUUAAGCUCAGUUCUAUUGAUGGUGAGAUUUUUGCUGAUUUAACUGAGUACAGGUCACUUGUGAGUGGCCUACAAUAUCUAACAUGGAAAAUUCUUUAUCUGUAAACCAAGUAUGUCAAAUAUAAGUCCUCCUGCACAACAGUUCCAAGGAUCUUAUGAUACUUAAAGGGUACUAUUGAUAUGGUUUGCUGAUUAAGUAAGAUUUAGAAGUUCUUUACGGGUUUAGUGAUGUCGAUCGGGAAGGCUUACUAGAUGAUAAAAGAUCUUGUGGUGUGGCUUGUGUGAUUUCUGGUCCUAAUCCAUAUUAUGGAGUGCUAAGAAGCAACCAACAACAGCCAGAAGCUCAACUGAAGCUGAGUAUAUCUCGGUCACUUGCACAUGACUGCUGUGAUUAUUUGGUUUUGUCCGCUCCUUAUACAUCUUUGUUGCUGUGUCUCCAUAGUUGGCUUGUGAUGAAGGUACUGUUAUCUGUCUCUCUUCUAAUCCUGUUUUUCAUAGUAGUAUGAAUCUAUCAUUUGGAUGUUGGUUAUUAGUCUCUGUAAUCUGUAAC